Messenger RNA from Arvicanthis niloticus (Nile rat), 782 nucleotides. It is a transcript of the gene Kcne3, whose product is annotated as potassium voltage-gated channel subfamily E regulatory subunit 3. Gene Ontology annotation, molecular function: delayed rectifier potassium channel activity; voltage-gated potassium channel activity involved in ventricular cardiac muscle cell action potential repolarization; transmembrane transporter binding. Gene Ontology annotation, biological process: ventricular cardiac muscle cell action potential; regulation of ventricular cardiac muscle cell membrane repolarization; negative regulation of delayed rectifier potassium channel activity. Gene Ontology annotation, cellular component: membrane; voltage-gated potassium channel complex. The record is from RefSeq and is a predicted model, not a curated record. Lineage: Eukaryota; Metazoa; Chordata; Mammalia; Rodentia; Muridae.
GUUUGAUGAGUUCUCCAGAUCCGUGUUAUCUUUCCUGUGUUGUGCCAAAUCACAUUCCAGCUCUUCCCAUACCUCAAUUUCUGUUGCUAUGGAGACUUCCAAUGGGACUGAGACCUGGUACAAGAGCCUCCAUGCUGUGCUGAAGGCUCUGAACACAACCCUUCACAGUCACUUGCUCUGCCGGCCUGGGCCAGGACCAGGACCAGGGCCAGACAAUCAAACUGAGGAUCGUCAGGCUAGCCUUCCUGGUCGUAAUGACAACUCCUACAUGUAUAUUCUCUUUGUCAUGUUCCUAUUUGCUGUCACUGUGGGCAGUCUCAUCCUGGGAUAUACCCGUUCACGCAAAGUGGACAAACGUAGUGACCCCUAUCAUGUGUAUAUCAAGAACCGUGUGUCUAUGAUCUGAUGUGAGGUGCCUGAGGACAAUGAAAGAUUAUGAUGCCUGAGGAUUGUCUUCUUAGGCCUCCGGAACUCCUCUCGACCCUAUCAAGCCAUGGUGUCUCUAUCUAUAUAAGAUCAACAAGAAAUUGGUGAGAUAGUUAGGUCAUCACCAGGACCAGGGAAGAGAGGCUGAUUGGCCUGGUCUCGUGGAUGAGACAUUUUUCCAGACACAGAUACACAUUAUAAACUUGGAGCCCAUGAACACAUAUAUAGAAGUAUGGACAACCAGCGAGUAGAGGAGGAAGCUGUGGUGAAGGGAAAUGGGACAGGAAGAUGCUCUGGAUAUAUAAUUGUUUAAUGUAUGAUCUUCAACUGAGAAACCUUGAUAAAACUGAGAAUGC